CCGCGCAUGCUCAUAGCGCUCCCUGCUUAACCACGAGGGUCGGCAUCUCUGCGCAGUCUUCCUUGUCCCGCAACAUCCGAGUCUUGUGGAGCCGAGUGUCCCCGCACAUUGCAGCCAACAUGUCGGCCCAGGUCCUCAGCGGGAAGGUGAUCUCCGGACUUGUCCGAGAGCGUCUGAAAAAUGAAGUUGCGGCUAUGGAGGAGAAGUGCACCGGUUUCCGCCCGGGCCUGGCCAUCUUGCAGGUGGGAGACAGAGAUGAUUCUAACUUGUACAUCAGUAUGAAGCUGAAGGCUGCUGCAGAGAUUGGUAUUAAUGCCAGCCAUGUCAAGCUGCCAAGGACUGCAACAGAAGCAGAGGUGCUGAGCAGAAUAAAGUCCAUCAAUGAGGAUUCAACACUUCAUGGGCUGAUUGUUCAGCUGCCUCUGGAUUCAGAUCACAAAAUUGACACAGAGAAAGUCACAAACGCUGUGUCGCCUGCCAAGGAUGUGGAUGGACUGACCAGCAUUAAUGCAGGAAAGCUGGCUAGGGGAGAUAUUGGAGAUUGCUUCAUCCCAUGUACACCAAAAGGAUGCCUGGAACUCAUCCGUCAAACAGGCGUGAAGAUUGCAGGGAAGAGAGCAGUAGUUAUCGGGCGCAGUAAGAUUGUGGGGGCACCUAUGCAUGACCUGCUGCUGUGGAAUCACGCCACAGUCACCACCUGUCACUCAAAGACAGAGCAGCUUAGUGAAGAGGUGAGCAGAGCAGACAUUCUUGUUGUGGGUGCUGGUAAACCGGAGAUGGUUAAGGGUGACUGGAUCAAGCCAGGUGCCAUUGUGAUUGACUGCGGCAUUAACCAUGUACCAGAUGACACUAAGCAAUCAGGUAAAAGAGUCACUGGAGAUGUAGCAUAUGAAGAAGCAAAGGAGAAGGCAUCGUAUAUAACUCCAGUCCCAGGUGGGGUUGGCCCCAUGACCGUAGCCAUGCUCAUGGAGAACACAGUGGAGAGUGCAAAACGUUACCUGGAAAAGUUCCAGCCAAACUCAUGGAAUAUAGAAUACACUAAACUUCAGGUGCAGACGCCUGUACCCAGUGACAUUGAGGUCUCGCGAUCCUGCGUUCCAAAGCCUAUUUUUCGGCUCUCAGAAGAGAUCGGUCUGCUGUCAGAAGAAGUAGAAAUAUAUGGACAGACGAAAGCCAAAGUCCUGCUCUCUACCCUCAAACGUCUGCAGGGGCAGAAGGAUGGAAAAUAUGUUGUUGUCACUGGAAUAACACCCACCCCACUGGGAGAAGGAAAGAGCACUACCACCAUUGGCUUGGUUCAGGCUCUUGGGGCUCAUUUGAACGUUAAUGUAUUUGCCUGUGUCAGACAACCAUCUCAAGGGCCCACGUUUGGAAUUAAAGGAGGAGCUGCUGGAGGAGGAUAUUCACAGGUUAUUCCAAUGGAAGAGUUUAACCUCCAUCUCACCGGGGACAUACACGCCAUCACAGCCGCUAACAACCUAGUGGCAGCCUCCAUUGACGCACGGAUCUUCCAUGAGCUGACACAGUCUGACAAGGCUCUGUACAACCGUCUUGUCCCUUCGAGUAAUGGAGUGCGCAAAUUUUCAGAUAUUCAGAUAAGACGACUUAAGAGACUGGGCAUCGACAAGACAGACCCCACCACUUUGACGGAAGAAGAGGUUACCAAGUUUGUAAGGCUUGAUAUUGAUCCAGACACUAUAACUUGGCAGAGAGUAAUGGACACGAAUGAUCGAUUCCUUCGAAAGAUGACAAUUGGCCAGUCUCCAACAGAAAAGGGUUUCACGAGGACGGCUCAGUUUGACAUCUCUGUUGCAAGUGAAAUUAUGGCUGUGUUGGCUCUCACCAGUAAUUUAGAGGACAUGAUAAUACGACUGGGAAAAAUGGUGGUGGCUUCCAGCAGGCAAGGAGUUCCAGUCACCACAGAUGACUUGGGAGUAAGCGGUGCUCUGGCUGUCUUGAUGAAAGAUGCAAUAAAACCUAAUCUGAUGCAGACAUUAGAGGGAAAUCCAGUUUUUGUUCAUGCCGGACCUUUUGCCAAUAUUGCACAUGGCAAUUCCUCCAUUCUGGCUGAUAAAAUUGCUUUGAAAUUGGUUGGACCAGAAGGAUUUGUUGUGACUGAGGCUGGCUUUGGAGCUGAUAUUGGAAUGGAAAAGUUUUUCAAUAUCAAAUGCAGAUAUUCUGGUUUGCGUCCACAUGUGGUGGUUCUGGUGGCUACAGUACGGGCACUGAAGAUGCAUGGGGGAGGCCCAACGGUUACUGCUGGAGUCCCAUUGCCAAAGGAGUAUACAGAAGAGAACUUGGAGCUUCUGGAAAAAGGCUGCAGUAAUCUACGUAAACAGAUCGAGAAUGCCACCAUGUUCGGUGUACCUGUGGUUGUUGCGGUCAAUGCUUUCAAAACAGACACCCAAGCUGAGCUAGAACUGGUUUGCCAUCUUGCCAAGGAAGCAGGGGCUUUUGAUGCUGUGAAGUGCACUCACUGGGCAGAAGGUGGGAAAGGAGCCGUGGAUCUGGCUCAGGCCGUGCAGAAAGCAUCUCGGGCACCUAGCGCAUUUAAGUUCCUGUAUGACGUGGAGUUGCCAAUUGCUGAUAAGAUCAGGAUAAUAGCCCAGAAGAUAUAUGGUGCUGAUGACAUAGAACUGCUCCCCGAGGCUCAGAAAAAGGCUGAGAUCUACACUAAGCAGGGCUUUUCAAAUCUGCCAAUCUGCAUGGCCAAGACCCAUCUGUCCUUGUCUCAUAACCCAGAGCUGAAAGGAGCCCCGAAAGGCUUUGUCCUGCCUAUACGUGACAUUAGAGCCAGUGUUGGGGCCGGAUUCUUGUAUCCAUUGGUUGGCACGAUGAGCACGAUGCCUGGCCUUCCAACCAGACCCUGCUUCUAUGACAUUGAUCUGGAUCCUGUAACAGAACAAGUGAAUGGAUUGUUUUAACAUCACAUAACAUUACAGGCUGCGAUACUGGAUAAUCUGCAUUGACAACAGGGGCGGACACUGCAUGUAAAGGCCCCCUGUGCAUGGGACCUAAGGGCAGCACACACAUUAGACACCCUUGAGGCAACUCAAAUGCAGUAAGCUGGAGACACACAUCAACAUGUGCAGCACAGAUCCAUCCCUGGUUGAUGCCAUGGAAAAGUUGCAAUUGAAAUUUUGCUUCUUGAAGGGAGUAGUGCAGUGAAACAUAACUUAUCCCCUAUUCAAAGGAUAGGGGAUAAGUUAUAGAUCACGGGGGGCUGACCACUGGGACCCCCUGCGAUCUCCUGAACGGGGCCCUUGCAAUCGGCCAGAAGCAGUCGUUCUGACCCCCGCAAGAAGCCACGGCCAACACGGCCCCUCCAUGUAUCUCUCCAUGUGGGGGUCAGCAUGCCCCCUUCCAGCAGACUGCUGGGGCCCCGUUCAGGAGAUCACGGGGGUCCCAGCGGUCGGACCCACUGCAAUCUAGAACUUAUCCAAACAAUAGGGGAUACGUUAUGUUUCACUACAGAACUCCUUUAAUGUUUUUACUUGGUCAUUUUUGUAAAAAAUAUUUUAAGUGUAUUUUUCCCCUUAGGUAUUUCCAAUCUGUCAAAAAAGAGAAAAACAUUUGAUGGUUUUACAGAAGUCAA
Messenger RNA from Hyla sarda, 3595 nucleotides. It is a transcript of the gene MTHFD1, whose product is annotated as methylenetetrahydrofolate dehydrogenase, cyclohydrolase and formyltetrahydrofolate synthetase 1. Gene Ontology annotation, molecular function: methylenetetrahydrofolate dehydrogenase (NADP+) activity; ATP binding; methenyltetrahydrofolate cyclohydrolase activity. Bases 120 to 2924 code for a protein of 934 amino acids. Gene Ontology annotation, cellular component: cytosol. The record is from RefSeq and is a predicted model, not a curated record. Gene Ontology annotation, biological process: tetrahydrofolate interconversion. The transcript is spliced from 28 exons. NCBI's taxonomy places the organism in Eukaryota, Metazoa, Chordata, Amphibia, Anura, Hylidae.